AAUAUUUGAAUAAAGUUAAUUUUUUUCCGGCUCUAAUUUUAUAUGUACACCCUGUAUAAAUUGGAAACUGACAGCUUAUUAAACCCGGUUAAGAAACACCAAUGACAUCGUCAUCGAAGAUUUGUAUGAAUUAUAUUCAAAAUCAUUUUAAAUACGCAAUUUGGUUUUGCGUAGAUAGAGACUAAGUACGCAGUAGGUUUGUGUUCAUGUGAGGGUAGGAGGGGGGGAGGGGUUAUAUGACCGUUAUUAAGAGAAGUAAUCCGACCUUGCGAAAGGAAACCUUAUCAUUAAAUGAAAUAAGUUUGUAGCGUGAUGAACCAGAUUCCUCAAUAUGAUUUUACUGCUCCUGUCCCGGUGGUGCCAGGAGCGGUCUCCUCAGAUAUUACUGAUGCUCCUCUUUUUAAUGGUGGGAGCAGAGCUGUUUUUGCUGCUCCUUCUUGCUAUAACGGAGAUUUUACUUCUCCCUCUGCUGAUAAUACCCUUCCUGUAACUUGGAGAUUCUCAGAUCCUGUCCGUCUUCUACCGCUCUCAUCCACCCAACGAGCUUCCCAUGCUGCCAACCACCCUGAGAAUCUAAUCACCACCCUUCAAAACCGCCUGGUCACCCUGUGGAGAUACAUCAAACCUGCUCCAGAGCAUGUCCCUCCUAAAGAUACUGAGUAUGAGGGGGAUACAGAUGAAAGUGAUACAUCCUUCAAUGAUAUUGGAGAUGAUGAUUUUGAAUCUGACUCCCUAGAGUCUGAAGAAGAGGUUGGAGCUGAUCCAGGUCCGAAGGAGGAGAGAAGAAAACUUUCGAACAUGCUGCUCACCCUGCAGGGUAUAACAGAGCAGGUUAAACUGCUGAAAGAAGAGAAUAAGAAGCUCCAGACUUCUGUUGAAUCACUGGAGUGCAAUAAUAUAGCACUUUUACGGAGGUGUGAAAAUAACCCUAAUAAUCAUCAAACCAAACUUUAUCCGAAGAAUCUCUCAACGCAAAUUAGAAAACUUGUCAAGGAUAAUUAUCGCAUCAGGAUACCUGAGUCUGAUAUCAAGGCUUGCUACAAGAUGCCUGAGGGCACCCUGGUGUUCAGAAUGAAAAAUGAUGGCGAUGCGCCUUCAGGCAAAUACUGGGAACAUCUUAGAAGAACCAAGUAACAUCCUGGGAAUAUCUAAGAAGAACCAAGUAACAUCGUGGAAACUUCUUAGAAGAAGCAAGUUAAGAAUGAAUGGGAUAUGAAUGGGAUCUUUAAGUUUGAUCCGUUUCAAUUGUGCUUUCCUCUCAAAAGUAACCUGAGCUGGGAUUUUUUGAAUAGUGGAUAUUGGGAUUAAUGCUUAAUCUCCUCUUUUACUUAAUCUACAUAUUAAAUAAUGCUUGUUCUCCUCUUGUUAUUAAUCUCCAGAUUUAUUAACCGAUCGGGAUUAAGGAUAUCCCAGCUCUGCUCAUUUCUGCCUCCAAAACUAUUAUGGAAACUUUCAGAACAAAACUGUUCACAUGCAUCAACGAUUUCUUCCACAUUAUUGAUCAGAUAAAGAUUUUAAGCGAACAGUGUGAAUCCGACAUGCCCCUCUUUCAAUGGAGGGUCGAUUGAAAUGACAUCAACAUUCCCUGUAAGGAGAAUCUAAGAAUUUUCAAACUACAUUCAUGUUGCUGCUUCAUUCCAUUUUAGAAUUCUUCUAAUGUUAACGGAUUACAACCUAAACUAAAUACUAGUUAGUCUCGUAACAACCUAACUAAAUACUAGUUAGUCUCGUAACAACCUAAACUAUAAAUACUAGUUAGUGUCGUAACAACCUAACUAAAUACUAGUUAGUGUCGUAAGAACCAAAAAAAUCACAAAAUAAAUUAUCAAAUAGCUAUCGCAGUAAAAAAAGUGCUGUAAAAAUCGGUAAAAUAUAUCUGUUUUAUUGUGAACUAUUUAUUUACCUAUAUUAGUUACAUAAAUAAAUAUAUUUUUAAUGAUUAUGACAUUAAGAUACUGAAUAUAACUGGAGGAUUGGUGUUACUUAAUCUUUUAGAAAAAAAUAUUCACAUAUUUCUUCUUAAAUUAUUAGUUCCCUCUAAAAUUAGGAUUAACUGAAGCAUUUUUUGCGUAAAUUUUCACUAAUACGUUUUUUGGGGGAGGGAGGACUGAUUUUUACAACUGCUCAGAGCUAAGGUUGGUUUACAAUUUACAUAGCAAGGGAUGAUACUACAUAUGUGUUGUGAAAACUGCUCAUAGUUAUGUUUUCUUACCAUAGCUUAUUUAAUUUAUAUCAUACAGGGUUACCAGCAAAGAAUUAUACUUUUAUGACGACCUUAUCCUCUUUAAAUGUGACGAUGUGAAGGUUGAAUUUAGUAUUUUGUUUUGAAUAAAGUCUAUCCAAGGUAUAUUAAAGCAUCUGGCUAAAAAAAGAAGAAAAAUAUGGCAACAGGGAACCCUGUGUGCCAAAAACAUUUGAGUUAAUUAAUUUUGUUCAGUCGUUACUGAAGUCCCAUCCUUUGUGGGUUACCUUGUAAACUCUUCGUAGUUUGGUUUACAUGGCAUGGGUUGAUUUCAAAUUAAUCCAAACUUGUAUAGGCUGUGGUAUAAAUUUGUAAGUUUUCCACCUCUAAUUAUCUUGAACAUUUUUUCCCUCUUAUUUUCUCUUUCCAUUUUUUCCCUCUUAUUUUCUCAGACACUCAUUUUGGGGGUUCUUUUCCUUUAACUAGGGAAUGUUAUUGAUGAGAAUUUAAAAAUGAGUGAAUUGUGGUGUAAAAAGUAACAAAAAAAACUUUUCCAUUUUAUGCACAAUGUUUUCACCGGCGAGGGGGAGGGGGGGGAUUAUGUAACCUAUUUAUAUCGUCUGAUUGAUUGAUUAAUUGACUGAAAGAUAGGUAACCAAAAUGGAUGGGAGCUUAAGUCUGAUCACUAUGGAUUAAGGGUUGACCGCAAUUAUUAUCUUCUAUAUAAUAAAUCUCUUAUAUAUUUAUACAUAUAUAAUAUAUAUAUAUAAGUAUUUACAUGUUUGUUAAAGUUGGCCAAACAGCUUGACCAAUUUGCUGACAUUUUUUAGAAAAACCAUGGGGGUGGCGAAAUAAAAAAAUCAUGUUUUUAAUUUAAAAAAAUUUCCUCAAAGAGUAAUUUUAAACUUCACGGGUAACAGCGGGCAAUGCAGCUAGUUUAUAU
Molecule: messenger RNA, 3125 nt
Organism: Eurytemora carolleeae
Lineage: Eukaryota; Metazoa; Arthropoda; Copepoda; Calanoida; Temoridae
Exons: 2
Coding region: 313-1134 (273 amino acids)
Source: RefSeq, a predicted model, not a curated record